Diachasmimorpha longicaudata is the source of this 9186-nucleotide messenger RNA. RefSeq names its product A disintegrin and metalloproteinase with thrombospondin motifs 1-like. The record is from RefSeq and is a predicted model, not a curated record. The coding region runs from base 1100 to 6265 and encodes 1721 amino acids. Gene Ontology annotation, molecular function: metalloendopeptidase activity; zinc ion binding. Lineage: Eukaryota; Metazoa; Arthropoda; Insecta; Hymenoptera; Braconidae. The transcript is spliced from 37 exons. Gene Ontology annotation, biological process: extracellular matrix organization; proteolysis. Gene Ontology annotation, cellular component: extracellular matrix.
GCGCUCGCUAGUUGUCUCGUUUUGUCAACGCGUCUAUGAAUAUAUUUUUUUUUCUUCGAGAUGUUCCGAGAUUUUUGGCGGCAUGAACCCGCCGACAAUUCAUCAUGAAUUACGACGUCAUCUCCGUUGUAGGGGAUUAUACGAGCACAGGAAUAACAGUCAACGCUGUGCUGGCACGUAAACAACAGGCCGGCGUUCAUUGCCACGAUUUUCGGAAUUGGUGUGUUGUGGGAGAAUAGACGGUGGGAUAGCCAACAUGGCGUGCCUCAUACGCUUCAUUUGGAGUGUUAACGGCAGAGGCUAAAAUUCCAGCAUCCAUUUUCUUCAAAUGUCCACAACUGGACACAUUUAAGGAGAAACGGGAAUACUUAGUGCGAGAUGUGUUUGGAGAAUACAGAGGGUAGAAUAUUCCAGUGAAAAUGCCUGAGGUGUUUUAUUUUGGGUGCGUGGUAAUGGAAACAGUGUUGGUGUAUUCAGUGUGUUGAAAUCAGCGGAGAACCACUCGCUGCAGGAUCAUGUACCAGUUUAGCCCUUACUGAUCGUUUUCACGCUUGUGUGGCCACAACACUUUGAAUAUGACUGAGAAAAUGAAAAGAGAGGGGCCAAAAGGGUGAUGUGAUGUUUCUCAUCAAUUUUUCCACCGAAACCUGACCCACAAAGACAUGAGCUCGUUAUCCGAAUCAGCGUGGAUUAUGGAUGUGAGUGCACAUACAACGGAAGUUUAUCUAAUGUUCACACGAGGGGAAAGCAAACUUUACCUUAAUUAACGUUGUGCACAAAUAUGAAUGACAUCGAAGCACGGUGAGAUACAGCCAUUAGGUGAAAUUGGGCUGAUUACAGGGCCCAGUGGGUAGUGGAAAAUCCUUAUUAGAUCGUCGAAUUACAGUGUGAGCAAGGUCAUCCUUGGAGUACCAAUUAGGUUACAUCACACUGGAGACACAUCUUGUCAAGAGGAAGUUCAUAUCUUCUUGCUGUAGACUGCAUAAUUGCUGUCAACAGUGAUUGAGGAUUGAAAAAGCCGGCCAGCCACACUGAGGACGGUAGCUGUAACAUAAACCGUACUUCCAGAUGGGGCGCCUACCAGUUACACAACUAGCUUAUGUGGACUUACCGACCAAUUUCCUCUGAUGGCGUGAAAAAUGAGGUAGAGGAAGUGAACAGAAGACCAGGAGGUUUUGAAUAUGUACGGCCUAUGAAGAUCAGCCAGAAUCAGUAUGAGGAUCCUCCUGUGGGUGAUAAUAUUGCCAGGCGACAUCACACCGGUCAUUUCAGGCAUUCAUCCGCAGCGAUUUGGGAUCCUCAUCCGCAGUAUGAGUUCACCGCUUUUGGAAAGUUAUUUCGAUUGCGGCUGACGUAUGAUAAUAGCUUCAUCUCUCAAGCAAUAAAGGUAACACAUAUGACUCAAAACAAAACCAAGUGGGAGUUCCCAGGUCAUCAACUGGGAUGUUUCUACACUGGAGUUGUCGACGGCGAUCCCAAAUCCGUUGUUUCUGUCAAUCUCUGUCAUGGAAUGACGGGUCACAUGAAGACCUCAACCGGAAGUUACAUAAUAAAACCAGCGGAGAAUUGGAGAACAGAUAAAAAUCUUACCGAUCCCGGCUCCACCCUUCAACACGCCAUCUACAGACUCUCAUCCACCAGAACCAACUCCAACGACGUCAAUUUACCAGACAAGAGUGGUCACAACUGUGGAGUCAUAGAUUAUGAUCCUGUGGAGGAAGCACCGGCGCCACUUAUUGACGACAGUUCAGCGGGUAGAGUUUAUGUUGGUGAUCAUAGACGUGAGCGUAGAGAACUGACUGAGAAGAAUUUCCUGGAUAGAUCGAUUGAGGAGGUGUCUGAGGAAGGUUUAGAGGAGUUCGCUCAUUACGAGAGAUCAUAUCCUCGUCAGGAACAGCCGGAACCUCUGAGGAUUGAGGGAAGUGAGGAGGACGAUGACAGGGACGAGGGAUUCAAUAAUUGGAGAGCGAGGAGAGCAUUGCCGAGGGAGUACUUUAUCGAGAUCAUGGUUGUUGCUGAUGCCAAAAUGGUGGACUAUCAUGGGGACAGCCUUGUAGCCUACAUACUUGUACUUAUGAGCACGGUAUCGCGUAUCUACAAAGAUCCAUCAAUUGGCAAUCCCAUAAGCAUUGCCGUAACAAAAAUCAUAAAAACCGAUGAGAUCUUUGGCACAAAACGCAGCGACACUGAUGGAAUAGCAGCUGGUGAUAUGCUGAAGAGAUUCUGUUACUGGCAGAAACGUAAUAAUCCAGACGAGCCAUCACCUGAGCAUCACGACGCUGCGCUACUCCUAACGAGGGAAAAUUUAUGUCACAAUCCACGUAUGAAGAGGUGUGACACACUGGGUCUAGCCGAACUUGGAAGAAUGUGUUUGCCAGGAUCAUCAUGCGCAAUUGUGCAGGACAAUGGUCUCGCUGCGGCCUUCACAAUUGCCCACGAGAUUGGACAUGUAUUCAGCAUGCCACACGAUGAUGACUCCAAGUGCACAAAAUUCCGUAAUCGCUCGGGUGUCCACAAUGUGAUGUCUCGAAUGCUGGAUGACAACACAUUUCCUUGGGAAUGGUCUAAAUGCUCUCGUCACUAUGUCACUGAAUUUCUCGAAGCUGGCUAUGCCAAUUGUCUUCUGGACGAACCCAACAACAUGAUUAGAUCCAUCGUCAGUCGAUUACCUGGUGAGGAUUAUUCUGAAAAUGACCAGUGUGAACUUGUCUUUGGUGCAGGCUCGAAAAUCUGCCCGCAUAUGGAGAAUGAUGUGUGCAAGAGACUUUGGUGCACCGCGCCGUCCUGGACCCAUCAAUCUCACUGUCACACACAACACAUGCCCUGGGCUGAUGGUACACCCUGUGGUAAUGGCAAGUGGUGUCAUCGUGGUGAAUGUGUAUCCAAGAAGAAUCUAGCCCCAGUUGAUGGACAAUGGGGUGAGUGGGGGCCCUAUGGAAGUUGCUCGAGAACAUGCGGUGGAGGGAUCAAGAUCAAAGAGCGCGAGUGCAACAAUCCACCGCCACAGAAUGAUGGAAAUUACUGCAUUGGUGAGAGAGUCAAAUAUCGCAGCUGUGGAACUAAAGAGUGUCCACCUGGAUCUGUUGAUUUCAGAGAAGAGCAGUGCGCCAAUUUCAAUAAUAACAACCUGAACAUCAAGGGAUUGGCACAUGAUGUCAAGUGGCAUGCAAAAUACAUAAAAAUUCCACCCGAAGAGCGAUGUAAACUCUACUGUCAGGUUGAUAGUAAUCAGUACUAUAUGUUGAGAGACAAGGUGAUCGAUGGUACACCAUGUGGACCCGACACCUUUCAUAUAUGCGUCAAGGGACACUGCAAACCAGCGGGCUGUGAUCAUAUACUCAAUUCAACCGCUGAGUUGGAUACUUGCGGUGUUUGUCGAGGAAAUAACAGCACCUGUCAGAGAAUCACGGGAUCGUACAAUGCCAGUGGAUUUUACGGGUACAGAAGGGUAGUUAAGAUUCCAGCUGGCAGUAGUUAUAUUGAUAUUAGGCAGACUGGAUGGGGCGGGCUGCCCAAUGAUACCAAUUACUUGGCAUUGAGACUCGGUGAAAACGGUAAAUACAUAUUAAACGGUAAUUUCAUGGUGAUGCAUCGAAAAGUUAUAGUUCUCCCGGGUUUGGCAAUCGAGUACAGUGGCCCAGGCCCAAAAAUUGAACGCUUGAACAGCUCCAGACCCAUCAACUUCGAUUUAAUUUUAGAGGUGCUAUCGGUGGGAGAUAUCGUGCCACCGCAAAUAACUUAUGAGUACACUGUACCGAAGAAAAUACUGGACAGUUUUACUUGGAUUUUGAGUGAUUGGUCCAUGUGCAGUCACAUAUGCCAGGGUAGCAGGCAGCGUAGAGCGGAAUGCCGGAGUACUGAGCAUAAAGACGUCGUGUCGGACGAUUACUGUCGGCCGGAGGAACGUCCACAGGAAGAAACAGAAAUGUGCAACAGCCACUGCAUUCUACAAUGGCAAGAAACGUCAAGAUCAGAAUGUUCCAAUCACUGUGGCCCAGGAACCCAAAGCGUUUCAACUCGUUGUGUCCACAUUCACAUAACGUCAGCUAAUAGAACUCUUCGUCAAGUGACACCCCGCGUCUGCUCGCACCUGAGUCGCCCCAAAGAGAUUGUGCCUUGCAUUGGGCCCUGUGACGAUGCCCACUGGUCCUAUUCCGACUGGGAAAGCUGCAGUGUCUCCUGUGGAGGGGGAAUCCAGAUGAGAACAGCUAAAUGUGUGGAUUCACUUGGGAGAACCGUACCUGACGACAAAUGCAGUAGUUCAAAGAAAAUUUUAGAGAGGUCCUGUGGGCAUGAGGCUUGCCCUCAGUGGGCCUUUGGCGACUGGUCUCCUUGUUCAAGAAGCUGUGACGUUGGCGAACGAGCUCGUCUCGUUUGGUGUCAAGUGGAGAAUCGCGUCGUCAAUUCAUUAUACUGCACUGAUCCACUUCCAGCUGUUGUGGAACCCUGCAACGCUGGACCCUGUCAUCGCUGGUCUACGGGAGAAUGGAGUGCCUGCUCGGUCACGUGCGGUGAAGGAACUCGAAGAAGAAAAGUCGCUUGCUUGAGUGCAGACGGCUCAACUGGCGAUGAAUGCGCUAUUUCUGAGAAACCAGACGACUUCGAUACCUGUAAAAUGGAUGUUUGUCCAACUGUCACAAGUGUUCCCGUGGUUUAUACCAAUAUACUUCAUGGGGAGCCUUCCCAGGAAGAGAAUGAAGUAGACAGCAAUGGAAUCACCUUCCAUCCUGGAUAUAUCUGGCGAAAUGGAAAUUUCGGAGAGUGUUCACGAUCAUGCAACGGUGGCUUUAAACACCGAAUAGUUCAGUGCACAUCGAUAGAGACCCACACAGCUGCUCGAGACGAUUACUGCGAUUCUAGUCAGCGUCCAGCAAGCACUUUGCCAUGCAACAGACACGCCUGUCCUCUCUGGAAUACCGGCGACUGGAGUCAGUGCAAUGUGGAAUGUGGUGAAGGCUACCAGCAUCGUCAGGUACGAUGCCAGAGUCAAAGAGGUGAAACCCUUCCAGAUAAGGAAUGCAGUAUGGACAGACCCAAGCACGCAAAAAAAUGCCGGAAGGCACCUUGCGUGAUACAAAGAAAUCAUAAUCCUAAUUCCAAGGGUAAUCUGCCCAGGAGAUGGCGCGUCUCCCAUUGGACUCCAUGUUCAAAAUCAUGCGGCGGUGGGAUAAAAACGCGAAAGGUGGAGUGUAUCGUGAAGACAGGAGGUAAUGAGGAACUGGUAGAGGACGAGCAGUGCUCGAGACUCGGGCUAGCGAGGCCAAGAUCGCAGAGGCCGUGCCAGCGUUUACCCUGUGACUUUACUUGGCAAGAGGGCAGUUGGUCCGAGUGUUCGGAAGAUUGCGGUGAUGGAAUUCAGAAACGUGCAGUGACUUGCCAUAAAAUCAAUCGAUAUGGGUGGAUUGAUCCUGCACCGACAGACGGCUGUUUGAUGCGUGAAAAACCUAGAGGUGAACAGGCUUGUAAACUUCAGGAAUGCAGUGAUAAAUUUUAUUGGACUGCCGGACCUUGGAGAAAAUGCAGCCACCAGUGUGGACGCAAGGGCCGUCAGAUACGCAGGCUAUUUUGUCACGACAGGAGUGGUAAAAGAGUUGGCAAAUUCAAUUGUCCAAUGGUAUUUAAACCGCAGAGAAAACGCAAGUGCAACCAGAGACGAUGUGGUCCAUUGACCUGUCUCGAGGCACAAAAGAAAUUCAAGUCCUCUAGUGAUGGUGAAUACGUACUCCUAAUUGGUGGUAAAAAUAUGUCGAUUUAUUGUCAUGAUAUGGCGACCAACGAGCCCAGGGAGUACUUGACACUGCCAGCCGGAGAUAGGGAAAAUUACGCUGAAAUUUAUGACAAGAGAUUGCUGGAUCCACGAACGUGUCCGUAUAACGGGCUGAGGAAUGACAGCUGUGAGUGCGUCACAGAGCGUGGAACUAUCUCUGGGAGAACUAUGUUUAAACGUGUCAGGAUUGAUGUUGCUAAAUUAAUUGUUAUAGCUGAUGAUUACACAUUCUCAUGGACCAAAGGAGCAAAACGAGUGGAGUAUGGCAAAGCUGGUGAUUGUUACAGCACAGCAAACUGCCCUCAAGGAAGAUUUAGCAUAAAUUUGAGUGGAACUGCUUUGAAAAUGACUUCUCAAGUAUCGUGGGUACCACAAGGGUCGCGAGCACAUCUCGACGUGCAAAGAGUCAACGAUCAGAGGAUUCUCGGUAAGUGCGGUGGCUACUGUGGCUUCUGCACUCCAAACAUGGACUUGAAAUUGGAGGUAUCACCCUCUUAGCCUUUCAUUAUGACAAGUCUAUGAAAAUCCGUCAAUGAUUUCUGGAUGGAAUCAUUGGACUGAUGGUCACGAGUACCUCACGGUGAAGCUUCUAGCUCCCUGAUCCCCCUAAAUCAUCGUCUCGAUUUAGGGAGAGGAGAGUACUCACACCAUGGUCGUCUUCUAGUAUUAAUAACUUAUUAAUAUAGAUUCUAAUGUCUAUUUUUUAAUGAACAUUGAUAACAUGGACGUGAGACUUUUUCUACGUACAGCUAAGGUUAACGAUAAUGCAGUAAUUUAGGUAAUAAAUGCAAUAGGUUUUUUGCGGGCGCUAAGGGAAAGUAUAUCCUUCGUUAAGAAAUGAAAAAAAAGUUUUUUACGUGUCUUUUCCCUUGGCGUUAUGAUAAGAGCUCUCUAACUAAAUUAAUAAAAAUUACAGUUGUGGAUUCACUGCCAUAUUUGUCCAUAAUACGUGCCUUUCAUCGAAAUCGCAAUGAAUCUCAUUCUGGUACGUACGAAAAAAUUUUGUAGACAAACUCAGAAUUCGUUAGAAAAUUGUAUAGCAUUCCUGUUCAAAUUUUAUUUGUAUUUUUAUUUGUUUAGAAUAGUAAAUACAAGUAAGUUGAUUCGAGCUUCGGUCACAUCUUCAGUUUAUCAGUCGUAAAAUGAUUGAGAAAUAAACUUUGAAAAAUUAAUAUUCAGAAAUGGCUGUCGGGAAUAUUCUGACAGUAGAAGUUCUAUAGGAGAACGAAAGCCAAUAAAAUUUUCUAUCAAAUUCUCCAUGUUUUUUCCAUGAAAUUUUUUAUACGUGUGCUUCGAUGAUAGAGUGAAAAGGAAAUAUAUUUGCAUUAAUUUCUUCGAUGUUGCAAGAUAUUUUCAAACAUCGAUAAUUCCUAGGGUAAGAGUAUAGUGGUAUUAGUAGAUGAUAAAUGCCGAAUUAGGGGAAGUGAAUCGAAAUAUUUCCACAAGGAAAAUUAUUGAAUUUUCGUUUGUUAUUUCGAUGUUUUUGGAUGGAUGGGACUGCAAAUGGCCCGCAUAGACUGCCAUUUAUCGUGUAUUUUUCAUUUUAUUUUCAAGGAAAAGUGUUUGCAUUAGUCAGCGAAAUAUCGCAAAGCAAUUUGCACUAUUAACAUUGACCGUCUUCAUCCACUGCAUUUUUGUCUUCACCUUGAGGUGGAAUUCUACGGAAUAAUUGUAAAAUAUCGAAUACCUUUGUAACAGAAUAAAUAUGAAGUGUUGGAGAAUUUUUUACGGCCAAAUGACAAGUACAUUUUGAUAUUUUCUCCUCCACAUGAAUUAGAAAAAAGUAAUAACUUUGUAUUGAAGGGAAAAACGAAUUCUAAACUUCUGAAUAUUUUUGAUACUAGAAAUUGAAAUAAUAAUGCAUAUUUCUUUCGACAUCGAUGGUUUUUCAUUCUCACUCCGCAUAUUCUCAUUUCAAAAUCUACCACGCAAGUCUGACUAGUAAUUUAUGAACAAAUAAUUAUUUUUAUUUUUGCUUCGCUACGAGUAAGAUUGUUGUAUGGGUUAAUAUUAAAAAUGAUAAUGUGUGUAUUGUAUUAUACAGGUAGAAAAUUUAUUAGAAAAAUUUUUUUAUGUGAACCAGUGUAUGUGAAAAAUGUUGUUUAAUGAUAAAUAUAAGAGCCAUUGUCAUAUGGUGUUUAUGGCAAUCGUUUAUUUAUUUACUUUACCAUGAUAUUCCAUUUUCGUUACUUUUUUAGAAAUUCAUAUUGUUCAUUUGCAGUUACACCCUUAAACACAUCAUCAAAUUUUUUUUUAAUGCUAUUCACUAAUGUUGUUUUUUACUUGUUCCGUACGGAUUUCCUCAUCGUAAAAUUACAGCAGAAUAAUUGUCUUUUUUAAAACUAAACAUCUCGCGAUAUUUCUCUAAUAACUUCGUCAUAGAAUUCCGAAUCAUAAUUCAAUAAAAUUUAUAAAUUAAAGGACAUGCAUUCUACUCUCCUCACUCUUCUCGGUAAAUCCACUUAUCAGUUCUUCCCCGCUGAUUAAAGCGCAACGAAAGAAUCUGAUAUUGAUCAUUUAUCGAACCUAAUCGAUGGUGGGGGAUAAAGUCGAACGAAAUCGUGGAAUCGUUUAAAAAAAACGUCAUGAUCGAUCCCGUCAGCAUCAGUAUCUGUCUGAGGCUUUCAAGAUGAAGACCAUCGUGUUCACCUUUAUAAUUACAGCCUUCACUACGCAAGUCCAGGGGGAAGAUGUAGCAGACUUGCUCAAAAUACUGGAAACAUCCAUGAACAAAGUCAAUGCUUAUGGUAAUGAGUUCGUUGGGCCUCUGAAGAAAAGAUUAGAUUCUGAGUAUUCCAUUACGAAAGAGUCCCUCGAUAUGGUGGUCAAUCAGUCGUACAAUAAUUCAUUGAGAUCUGUCAAAUCGGCAGCAGAGAAGCAUGGAGUGGAUGCUAGUGAUUGUGUGAAGGACUUAAAACAGGAGCUCGAAGGAAUCGUUAAGGAUAAAUUACCAGGUUUUGACUACUGUAUCAAACAUACAAUGGACUUUGCCAUGGAAUUUGCACCAUUCAUCCAGAAUCAAGGGAAUACUGGAUACGUAAUGAUUGAGGGUCUCGAGAUCGUUACCAAGAGCUACGCUAAAUUACCGGUAUCUCAAGCUGAAAAAUGCUACGAGGGUCUCAACUUUUAUGUCUCAGCUGUGUCCUAUAACUACAGGGGCACUUCUGACAGAUAUCUGAGUACUGGAAAAAGCUUGCACACGUAUGCAAUCCAGAACGUUCUCAAUUGCUUUCAGAGACCGAUCGAACUAAUUCGUGCGAAGAUAGAGGAAGUUGAGGGCCGUGUGAAUAAAUGUAUUACAAAUAAAAUUAAUAAUAAACCGUGAGCCUUUUGCAUGUUUUGUUAUAGUUUCCAUGAAUUAAUGUUAACAUGAAUUAAUUCAUUAACUAAUGAGAAGAAUAAAGUUAGCUAUUACCAAA